UCACAGAAACGCCCACCACUAUCACCCCAUCAACAGCAACAACCUCCACUACGCCAGUCACAGAAACGCCCACCACUAUCACCCCAUCAACAACAACAACCCCAGUCACAGAAACGCCCACAACUAUCACCCCAUCAACAACAACCUCCACUACAACCCCAGUAACAGAAACGCCCACCACUAUCACCCCAUCAACAACAACAACCUCCACUACAACCCCUGUAACAGAAACGCCCACCACUAUCACCCCAUCAACAGCAACGACCUCCACUACAACACCAGUCACAGAAACGCCCACCACUAUCACCCCAUCAACAACAACCUCCACCACAACCCCAGUGACAGAAACGCCCACCACUAUCACCCCAUCAACAACAACCCCAGUCACAGAAACUCCCACAACUAUCACCCCAUCAACAGUCACAACCUCCACCACAACACCAGUGACAGAAACGCCCACCACUAUCACCCCAUCAACAACAACCUCCACCACAACCCCAGUGACAGAAACGCCCACCACUAUCACCCCAUCAACUACAACCCCAGUAACAGAAACGCCCACCACUAUCACCCCAUCAACAACAACAACCUCCACUACAACCCCAGUAACAGAAACGCCCACCACUAUCACCCCAUCAACAACAACAACCUCCACUACAACCCCUGUAACAGAAACGCCCACCACUAUCACCCCAUCACAGCAACAACCUCCACCACAACCCCAGUGACAGAAACGCCCACCACUAUCACCCCAUCAACAACAACCUCCACCACAACCCCAGUGACAGAAACGCCCACCACUAUCACCCCAUCAACAGCAACGACCUCCACUACAACACAAGUCACAGAAACGCCUACCACUAUCACCCCAUCAACAACAACAACCCCAGUCACAGAAACUCCCACAACUAUCACCCCAUCAACAGUCACAACCUCCACCACAACGCCAGUGACAGAAACGCCCACCACUAUCACCCCAUCAACAACAACCUCCACCACAACCCCAGUGACAGAAACGCCCACCACUAUCACCCCAUCAACAACAACAACCCCAGUCACAGAAACUCCCACAACUAUCACCCCAUCAACAGCAACGACCUCCACUACAACACCAGUCACAGAAACGCCCACCACUAUCACCCCAUCAACAACAACAACCCCAGUCACAGAAACUCCCACAACUAUCACCCCAUCAACAGUCACAACCUCCACCACAACUAACAGAAACGCCCACCACUAUCACCCCAUCAACAACAACAACCUCCACUACAACCCCAGUAACAGAAACGCCCACCACUAUCACCCCAUCAACAACAACAACCUCCACUACAACCCCAGUAACAGAAACGCCCACCACUAUCACCCCAUCAACAGCCACAACCUCCACUACAACCCCAGUAACAGAAACGCCCACCACUAUCACCCCAUCAACAGCAACGACCUCCACUACAACACCAGUCACAGAAACGCCCACCACUAUCACCCCAUCAACAACAACCUCCACUACAAUCCCAGUCACAGAAACGCCCAUCACUAUCACCCCAUCAACAACAACCUCCACUACAACGCCAGUCACAGAAACGCCCACCACAACGCCAGUCACAGAAACCCCCACCACUAUCACCCCAUCAACACCAACCUCCCCUACAACCCCAGUGACAGAAACGCCCACCACUAUCACCCCAUCAACAGCAAUGACCUCCACCACAACGCCAGUCACAGAAACGCCCACCACUAUCACCCCAUCAACAACAACAACCCCAGUCACAGAAACUCCCACGACUGUCACCCUAUCAACAGUCACAACCUCCACCACAACACCAGUGACAGAAACGCCCACCACUAUCACCCCAUCAACAACAACAACCUCCACUACAACCCCAGUGACAGAAACGCCCACCACUAUCACCCCAUCAACAACAACAACCUCCACUACAACCCCAGUGACAGAAACGCCCACCACUAUCACCCCAUCAACAACAACAACCUCCACUACAACCCCAGUGACAGAAACGCCCACCACUAUCACCCCAUCAACAACAACAACCUCCACUACAACCCCAGUGACAGAAACGCCCACCACUAUCACCCCAUCAACAACAACCUCCACUACAACACCAGUCACAGAAACGGCCACCACUAUCACCCCAUCAACAGCAACAACCUCCACUACGCCAGUCACAGAAACGCCCACCACUAUCACCCCAUCAACAACAACAACCCCAGUCACAGAAACUCCCACAACUAUCACCCCAUCAACAGUCACAACCUCCACCACAACACCAGUGACAGAAACGCCCACCACUAUCACCCCAUCAACAGUCACAACCUCCACCACAACACCAGUGACAGAAACGCCCACCACUAUCACCCCAUCAACAACAACCUCCACUACAACCCCAGUGACAGAAAUGCCCACCACUAUCACCCCAUCAACAGCAACGACCUCCACUACAACACCAGUCACAGAAACGCCCACCACUAUCACCCCAUCAACAACAACAACCCCAGUCACAGAAACUCCCACAACUAUCACCCCAUCAACA
Micropterus dolomieu (smallmouth bass) is the source of this 2546-nucleotide messenger RNA. RefSeq names its product GATA zinc finger domain-containing protein 14-like. The annotation marks the transcript as partial. The transcript has 2 exons. NCBI's taxonomy places the organism in Eukaryota, Metazoa, Chordata, Actinopteri, Centrarchiformes, Centrarchidae. The record is from RefSeq and is a predicted model, not a curated record.